ACGUGGCGCUGGAUGUGCAGAUGUUGUGCAACAGCUGGAAGUUGUGCGCCGAGAGGCUCUCAGUUCCUCCUGAGACAGAGCAGCUAUGAGCUGGGAGGAAGCGAGGAAGGAAGGUGGCUCAGGUGGUCGCUUUUCACACGGCGGACACGCGCACUGAAUAAACCAGAAUCUGGAUGUUUGCGCGUUCAGGAGAUGCGGCGUGGUGCUGACAGCUGGAUGUUCGAGCUUGAACUUGCAGACAUGGUUUUGUUGUUUUACACAGCUGGACUUGUCAGUCCCACAGACACUACUAUCGAUCAGCAAGCCCUGCGAUGUACUGGGGAGAAUAACCAGAGCUAUGUUUGUGAAUCGGGGCACUGCUGUGAAGACCUGCAGUGUUGCAAAUACUACUACGAGUUAUGGUGGUUCUGGUUGAUGUGUGCUGUUAUCUUCAUCCUGACCUGUUGCUGUGUGUUUCGUCAUCGCCACCUAAAGCACAGACUGCAGCAGCAGCAACGACAGCAUGAGAUUAACCUGAUUGCUUACAGAGAGGCUUGCAACUACACUUCACCUCCAUUCUACUUCAGGUUUCUACCAAGCUAUCUCCUCCCUGACUAUGAGGAUGUAACAAAUGAUCCUCUCACCCCACCACCUCCUUACUGUAACUUAAAUGACGGACCUCUAGUUUGUAGCAACAAUGACCAAGAGGAGGAGCAACAAGCAUCCAGACCCACCCAUUCUGUUCCCACAGGAUCAACAGCGGUGUGCUCAAGCCCUGACAUUGUGGUGCUCGAGAACUCCACGGAAAACCAGCACAGAGAUGAGGGGAAAGAUUUUGAGAUCAUGUUGAACCAGGACACGGAUCACAAGGACCAGGAAAAGGAUGUGGAAAUGCCAGAAGAGGAGAAGGAUGGGCUUAUGAGAAGAUGCCGUCACUUUACUGGUGACUCUGGCAUUGAAGUGUGUUUGUGCAACCAAGGAACUGAAAGCCACAGACCCACAGAGCUUGAGGAGCAGUUAAGCAAUGAAGGCAAUGGUGGCUUAAUGGUGUUCUGUGACAGCUGUGGGACAGAGCUCGAUGCAUCACCACUACCACCGCAGCUCCAUCCUCUUUGCUUGGAUUUGCAUACUAUUAAUGAACACGAUGGGCAGUAGGAUAAUCAGAAUUGAGUGGAAAGAUAUCAAACAAACAGAAAGACCUGACAUUACACACCAGUUUUAUGGAUGGUGUGUAUGUUUAUGGCUUUUGACAGUUUAUUGUUUAAGGAUUUUUUGUAGUGAUAGAACGAGAGUGGAUCCAGAGCCUGUACUGAAAACACUGGCUUCAAGGUGGAAAUACACCCUGUAUGGGGACACACCUAGAGGUAAUCUGGAUUUGCUAAUCCAUUUACUGGUAUGUUUGUGGAAGUUGGUAAAAAAAAAAAAAAAACACGGGCAUUUAUAAGGAACAGGGACGAUUUCAAAUAUUUGUUUCUCAGGAACUACAAGUCUCAUUUAACUGAAAUUUGGUAAUACCCAGUUUGCUUAAAAAUGGCCCUCAUCAGCCAAGUGGAUUUCAGCAGGCACUGAACAGGGUUAUUCAUUAGUGAGCUAAUAUGGCAGUAUGUUCAUUUAUAAAGGUUUUGUUUUGUUAACUUGGAAAGAAUUGGCCCAAAGAAGUGAUAUUUGCAAAAGAUUUUUGGACCAUGCAGAUCACUCCUUGUAGUUUUUAUAUUUACUUGUUGAUUCUCAUCAUGACUUGUCACUAGGCCACACUGCUUUUACUUUAAAGGACCUUAAUGUUGUGCUACCUAAAAUGGCCUUUGCACACAUUUCUGUUUAAAAAAAACCCUAAGAUAGUAAUUUAUUUUGUUAAAUUUAUUUCUGAAGUAUAGUAAAGUGACAAAGAAAAUUUUGACUUUUUUUACUUUUGUCACGCGAUUUUUAAACCAGAAGUUAAAGAUUAAAAUACUCAACAGUUGACAUUCUAAUUUCUGCUAAUUAAAUGCAAACUGUUUGUGUGUAUUGUACUGUAUGCAGGCAUAGUGAAAUGUAGACAUGCAAAAAUUGUUUUGCAAAAGGAUUAAAUUUUGCAAUGUUCAUAAUUUUCCUAAAGUAUAAAACAACUCUUUCAAUAUUAUUCUUAUUCACUUACCCAAUUUUGCCUAAUUAUUUUAGCCCAACACUCACCCUUUCCUCCUAGGCCAAGUCCUUCUUUAUACAAUACAAAAUUUGUACUUUUGCAGAAUAACUUGGAGUAUUUACAAACAUACCAUUUUAUAAGCUUUUAAAUUCAGUGGUAAACCCUCGAUUAACUGAUACUGGGAAUCAGUCUGAAAAUCAGAUUAGUUUUACUCAAAAGGUUCAAACAUACUUGCAAAAUGUCCAAUGGACCUUUGGAUUUAUGCACCAUGUGGAUAGACUUUCUUUUUAGACUUGCUUUCACAAUCAAACAAAAAAAAACUAUGUGGAUUGUUUCUAAAGUUUGAUAUUUUGAAAAUGAUUUAUUUUCUUAUUGUUUUGGUGGUUACCCUGUUAGUCUUUGUAUUAUACACGUUGCUGUAUGUGAUUGUGUGUCUGAAUGAGGGGGAGAGAGAGAGAGAGAGAAAGGUAGAGUUUAGAUAACGGUAAACAUUAUUUACUGCAUUAGUUGAAAUUUUGCCGAACUUCAGUACUGUUAAUUAAUUAAAACACGUGCAUAAAUUUGAUAUUUGAUGACAACUAACCACACCUGCACUAACUAAUGUUUAUUUACUGUAUAAAAAAAUUAAUAAAGCAUUGAACUUUA
Molecule: messenger RNA, 2746 nt
Organism: Clarias gariepinus (North African catfish)
Lineage: Eukaryota; Metazoa; Chordata; Actinopteri; Siluriformes; Clariidae
Gene: wbp1lb
Product: WW domain binding protein 1-like b
Exons: 4
Coding region: 13-1134 (373 amino acids)
Source: RefSeq, a predicted model, not a curated record